Mangifera indica (mango) is the source of this 927-nucleotide messenger RNA. RefSeq names its product peroxygenase-like. Gene Ontology annotation, molecular function: calcium ion binding; monooxygenase activity. NCBI's taxonomy places the organism in Eukaryota, Viridiplantae, Streptophyta, Magnoliopsida, Sapindales, Anacardiaceae. Bases 67 to 774 code for a protein of 235 amino acids. The record is from RefSeq and is a predicted model, not a curated record. The transcript has 6 exons.
GUUUCUCUUAUCUUAGCACUUCGAUUAAUUUUUAAGUUAGUUUUUGCAAAUAAAGAGAGAAAAGAAAUGGCGUCACAGGAGAAAAUUGUGACAGUAGCUGAGAAGGCACCAGUAACUGCUAAAAGAAAGGUCAGGGAUGAUUUGGAGACAACACUUUUCAAACCCUAUGUGCCUCGAGCAGUGGUGGCGCCUGAUACAGAGCACGUAAAUGGGACAUGGGGUCACCAACAUCAUAAUAUGUCUGUGCUUCAGCAGCAUGUUUCCUUCUUCGACAUAAAUAAUGAUGGCAUUAUUUACCCCUGGGAAACAUACACAGGAUUCCGGAGGGUUGGUUUCAACAUUAUUGCUUCUUUAUUUUUCACGAUUCUUAUCCAUGUAACUAUGAGUUAUGUGACUCUUCCACAGACUUGGAUACCUUCACCCUUGUUCCCUAUAUAUAUCCAAAAUAUACAUAAGGCAAAGCAUGGAAGUGAUUCAGAGACCUAUGACACUGAAGGAAGGUUUGUUCCAGCAAAUUUUGAGAACAUGUUCAGCAAAUAUGCUCAUACCUUGCCUGAUAAGCUCACACCAAGGGAGCUUUGGCACAUGACUCAAGCGAACCGAAAUGCAUUUGAUUUUUUUGGCUGGAUUGCAAGUAAAUUGGAAUGGGGAGUUCUGUAUUUUCUUGCCAAGGAUGAAGAGGGUUACUUAUCAAAGGAAGCUGUACGGCGUUGCUUUGAUGGAAGCUUAUUUGCUUAUUGUGCUAGAGUUCAUAGAGGUGCUGCUAUUAGAUGAGAAUAAAUACUGAUGAAGAACAACUUUAUAUUUUCAUAUGUUAGAAUCUGCAUACUGUAUAGCCAUUUUUGGCGCAGAAUGCUUAAUCCGUACGUUUCUUCAAAUUCACAUUGUUGUCCACCAUUUUUCAGAAAAAGGUUAGUGAUCAUCUUA